Molecule: messenger RNA, 2367 nt
Organism: Olea europaea var. sylvestris
Lineage: Eukaryota; Viridiplantae; Streptophyta; Magnoliopsida; Lamiales; Oleaceae
Product: sterol 3-beta-glucosyltransferase UGT80A2-like
Exons: 21
Coding region: 1-2274 (757 amino acids)
Biological process (GO): carbohydrate metabolic process
Molecular function (GO): UDP-glycosyltransferase activity; hexosyltransferase activity
Source: RefSeq, a predicted model, not a curated record
AUGGCAUUUCAAGAGACUAAUGGAGAAUUUAUAGAAACCCUAUCAGAAACAGAAGAGGAAGCAUACAUAUAUGAUGACAACGAUAAUGAGAUGGAUCCAGAACUAGAAGAAGCCAUAAAUAGACGUGAUGUACCAGCGUUUAUAAAUACCCACACCUUUCACGAAAGAAAACACACCGAAAAAAGCACAAAGCACACUAUCACACUUGGUAUUGCUAUUUACAUCCACGGAUUUGUUUUAACUGAAACUAUGGUGUGGGAAAGGGAUAUUGACGACAGAAGUGUUAGAGAAGAAUUUGAUAAUGAAGGGGAGAUUGACGAACUCGCAAUAAAAGGAAAAGGAAAAUAUUUCAGCCAUACACGACCCUGCAGAGGCCGCUCACGACUCCUCGCCACUGGUGGCACUUUAAGAUCAGAGUCGAUCGACGCUGCUGCAGCCGGUGUUGAAAAUCUUGGUUUGUUGGUGGUUGAAAAUGGUGGUGAUUGUGGUUGUUUUGUUAAUGGCGUCGGCGGCGCUGAUGGUAGUAGCGAUGCUCUUGUUGGCAGUGGUGAUUUGGGUGGUGGUGUUGAGGUUGGGAGGAAAUUGUAUUUGGUCGUGUUGGCGAUGGAGACGGUGGUUAUGUUGGUGUGUUUGGUGGUGGCAGUUAUGGUGGAUUCUAGCUACGAUGGAGGUGGUGUAGGACACAGUGGUAGUUUUUGUUGGUAUUUUGGUUGUGGUCGGCGUUUGUUGGUGGUUGUGGUUGCAUUGUUGAUGAUGAUGGUGGCGGUGACGGAAAAAGGUGUGGGGUGGGAAGGGGAGCGAAUUGCUGAUAUUCCUGGAAAUGGCAGUUUUGUAAAAACGGAAAAACCUCAGACAACUUUUGGUUCUUUGGCACCAUUCAUCUGUAGAUGCGUUAUGAAUAUGGUUAAUAAAGUUGAACUUCCGCUUCAGGUCUCGAAUUCUUCAGAUAAACAGAAAACUAAGUUUGGCAAACAGCAUACACAGUUUGUUGGGCUUGAAAAUUUUUGGCAGGAAUAUGGUCAUAGAGUAAGACUAGCCACUCACUCAAAUUUCGAAGAAUUUGUUUUGUCUGCUGGGCUGGAAUUCUACCCUCUUGGGGGAGACCCAAAGGUCCUUGCUGCUUACAUGGUCAAGAAUAAAGGUUUCUUGCCAUCUGGACCUUCUGAAAUACAAAUUCAACGACAUCAAAUAAAAGAGAUCAUAUUUUCUUUGCUUCCUGCAUGUGUAGACCCCGAUCCCAUUACAGAAGUUUCAUUCAGCGUAGAUGCAAUAAUUGCCAAUCCGCCUGCAUAUGGACAUACACAUGUUGCUGAGGCUCUGAAAGUACCACUACACAUAUUUUUCACAAUGCCAUGGACCCCUACCAAUGAAUUCCCACACCCACUUUCUCGCGUUAAGCAACAAGUUGGAUACAGAAUAUCAUAUCAAAUUGUUGAUUCACUAAUCUGGCUGGGAAUACGGGACAUGAUAAAUGAGUUCAGGAAGAAAAAACUUAAGCUAAGGCCUGUUACAUAUUUGAGUGGUUCCAAUAAUUCUCCUGAUGUACCUUAUGGCUAUAUUUGGAGUCCUCACCUAGUUCCCAAACCAAAAGAUUGGGGACCCAAAAUUGAUGUUGUGGGGUUUUGUUUCCUGGACCUUGCUUCGAAUUAUGUACCACCAGAUUCACUUGUGAAAUGGCUUGAAGCUGGCAAAGAACCCAUUUACAUUGGUUUUGGCAGUCUUCCUGUUGAAGAGCCAGAAAAGAUGACUCAGAUAAUUGUUAAAGCUCUCGAGAAUACUGGACAAAGGGGCAUCAUUAACAAAGGGUGGGGUGGCCUUGGAAACCUGGCGGAGCAAAAAGACUUCAUCUAUCUAUUGGAUAAUUGCCCCCAUGAUUGGUUGUUUGCUCGAUGUGCUGCAGUGGUGCAUCAUGGAGGUGCUGGAACAACUGCAGCUGGUCUUAAAGCUGCGUGCCCGACAACUGUUGUACCUUUCUUUGGAGACCAACCAUUUUGGGGAGAGCAGGUGCAUGCCAGGGGAGUAGGCCCCUCACCAAUCCCUGUGGAUGAAUUUUCCCUUGAAAAAUUGGUUGCGGCAAUAAGGUUCAUGCUUGAUCCAAUGGUGAAAGAACGUGCUUUAGAAUUGUCUAAAGCCAUGGAAAACGAAGAUGGAGUGGCGGGUGCAGUUCAAGCCUUCCAUAGACACUUCCCACGCGAAAGCCUGAAAUCGGAGGCUGAAAAGUCGCGUCAACCUUCUAAUUCGUUUUCUUUGAGACGCUGUUUUCGUUGUUCCUGAUUUUUGAAUAUUAUGCAUCAUAAUUUUGUUUUCAUCAGUGCAAUAACUAUCUUAUUAUGGGAAAAGGAUUUUCGAUCUCUUUUGUUCCCUCCA